AUGCCUCCAAUAACAAACCCAAUCCUCCCAGGCUUCAAUGCCGACCCCUCCAUUCUGCGGGUGGGAGACGACUACUACAUCGCCACCUCAACAUUUGAAUGGUUCCCGGGCGUCCAGAUCCACCACUCCACGGACCUGGCGAACUGGGACCUUGUCACCCGGCCUCUGAACAGGAAAUCUCAGCUUGAUAUGCGAGGUAACCCUGACAGUUGUGGUAUUUGGGCUCCAUGCCUCACGCACGAUGGAGAGAAGUACUGGCUCGUGUACACAGACGUCAAACGCAAGGACGGCUCUUUCAAGGACACGCACAACUACAUCGUCUCCGCGGAUAAGAUUGAGGGACCUUGGAGUGACCCUUGGUAUGUCAACAGCUCUGGUUUCGAUCCAUCUCUAUUCCAUGAUGCGGAUACGGGAAAGAAAUGGUUUGUCAACAUGCUUUGGGAUCAUCGUCGUCGGCCACGAGCAUUUGCUGGUAUCAGAUUGCAGGAAUGGGAUGCUAAAGCUGGAAAGCUCAUUGGUGAACGAAAGACAAUCUUCUAUGGUUCCGAGCUAGAUUUAGUUGAGGGCCCACAUCUUUACAAGCGGAAUGGGUACUACUAUCUUCUGACCGCCGAGGGAGGCACAGGCUACACACAUGCAUGCACCCUGGCCCGAUCGAAGGGGAUCUGGGGACCCUAUGAGAUACAUCCCGAGACGCACAUCUUGACAGCCAAAGACGAUAUUCACGCCGCUAUUCAACGAUCCGGCCACGGCGACAUCGUCGAUACUCCAGACGGCAAAACUUACCUCGUCCACCUCAUGGGCCGUCCGACGACACAACUGCGACGUUGUGUCCUUGGGCGUGAAUGCGGCAUCCAAGAGUGUUACUGGAAAGACGACUGGCUGUACGUCAAGAAUGGUCCCGUGCCCUCCCUGCAUGUCGAAGUUCCUGGAACGAAGGACGAGGAGAAGUACUGGGCCGAGCAGAAAUACACGUUUGACAAACAGCUCCACAAAGACUUUCAAUGGCUUCGCACACCAGAACCCGAACGCAUCUUCUCCAUCAACGACAGCCAACUCACCCUCUACGGCCGCGAAAGCAUAGGCUCCUGGUUUGAACAAGCACUCGUCGCCCGUCGCCAAACACAUUUCUCCUAUGAUGCCGAGACCGUAGUCGACUUUAACCCAGAAGAUGAACGACAUUUCGCCGGUCUCACGGCGUAUUACUGCCGCUUUAACUUCUUCUACCUCACCGUCUCCGGGACUGAAGACGGCAAGAGAGAACUCCUGCUCCUCACAUCCGAAGUCUCUUUCCCACACGGUGAUUUGGAGCAACCACUCGCAGCUCCGGUGCGGCUGCCAGAUAAGGGGAAGGUGAAGCUUGCUCUUACUAUUCGUGGGGCCAAGCUACAAUUCUUCUAUGCCGUUGUGGGCGAAGCCCAGGAGGAGCUAAAGAAGAUCGGCCCGGUGUAUGAUGCUUCUAUCCUCUGUGAUGAGUGUGGUGGGCACAGGAAUGAGGGCUCGUUCACUGGUGCGUUCGUGGGUAUGGCAGCUUCGGAUCUUAAUGGUACCGCGCCCGUGAAGGAGGCGAAGUUUGAUUACUUUCUUUACAGGCCGCAGAAGCAUGUGACGGAUAGGUAUGAGGUGAAGGGACAAUAA
Recurvomyces mirabilis is the source of this 1638-nucleotide messenger RNA. RefSeq lists its product as uncharacterized. NCBI's taxonomy places the organism in Eukaryota, Fungi, Ascomycota, Dothideomycetes, Mycosphaerellales, Teratosphaeriaceae. The record is from RefSeq and is a predicted model, not a curated record. The transcript has a single exon. Gene Ontology annotation, biological process: carbohydrate metabolic process. The coding region runs from base 1 to 1638 and encodes 545 amino acids. Gene Ontology annotation, molecular function: hydrolase activity, hydrolyzing O-glycosyl compounds.